Felis catus (domestic cat) is the source of this 471-nucleotide messenger RNA. Its product is annotated as NADH dehydrogenase [ubiquinone] 1 beta subcomplex subunit 1-like. Bases 1 to 324 code for a protein of 107 amino acids. The record is from RefSeq and is a predicted model, not a curated record. NCBI's taxonomy places the organism in Eukaryota, Metazoa, Chordata, Mammalia, Carnivora, Felidae. Gene Ontology annotation, cellular component: mitochondrion. The transcript has 2 exons.
AUGACCAUGACAAUUAAGUCCAGUGAGUUAAAGACGCCCAGCAGAGUGCCACUGCCCAUAUUAGAGCUCUUGCAGACAAAUAAGAAGGCUCAAAAAGAUGUGCAGACUGGCCGUGGGGUCGUUUUUGGCACCAAGGCUGCAGCACUCAUGACAAACGUCACUCACAUUGCUUGUGACCACUGGGUACAUAUACUUGUGCCAAUGGGAUUUGUCCUUGGAUGUUAUCUAGACAGAAAGAAUGAAGAAAAGCUAACUGCCUUCUGGAAUAAGAGUUUGUUGUUUAAGAGGGAAUUGAGACCCAGUGAGGAAGUCACCUGGAAGUAAAGGCUAUGACUGAAUUAUAGAAUGUUCACAUUUUAAAAAUUAGGAGAGAGGGGCGCCUGGGUGGCUCAGUCGGUUAAGUAUCUGACUUUGGCUCAGGUCACGAUCUCACGGUUCGUGCGUUUGAGCCCUGUGUCGGGCUCUGUGCUG